AUUAAAGAGACAUACUCUCUCUCUCUUCGUUGCGUCCUCCAUGGAAUGUCAAGAGAGCGUGGGGAUCCGUGAUUUUCAAUUCGAGGAAGAAGAAGAAGAAGAAGCAUCAUCGCCUUCUCUCACCGCGUAAUCCACGAUUAUUACAUAUCCGUUCAAUCCAGAUCGCAGCUAGAGGAAGGCUUUAGCAUCAUUUUGAAGCUUAGGGGGGUAACAAUGUCAACAAAAGGAGACCAUCAUGCAGUUCCACUUUCGGUUUUGCUCAAGCGUGAAUCAGCUAACGAAAAGAUUGACAAUCCUGACCUUGUACACGGCCAGUUUAACCAGAGCAAGAAAGGAGAGGACUUCACUUUCGUUAAAACCGAGUGCCAAAGACUCACCGCUGAUGGCGUUACUACCUUCUCUGUUUUCGGGCUUUUUGAUGGACACAAUGGUUCUGCUGCUGCUAUCUACACUAAGGAGAACCUUCUUGACAAUGUAUUAGCUGCUAUACCCUCUGAUCUCAACAGAGAUGAGUGGGUCGCCGCGCUUCCUAGGGCUUUGGUUGCUGGUUUUGUCAAAACUGAUAAAGAUUUCCAAGAAAGAGCAAGAACCUCUGGAACUACCGUUACUUUUGUCAUUGUAGAAGGGUGGGUGGUGAGUGUUGCAUCUGUAGGUGACUCUCGUUGCAUUCUUGAGCCUGCUGAAGGUGGUGUCUAUCAUUUAUCUGCUGAUCAUCGCCUUGAAAUAAACGAAGAAGAGCGAGAUCGCGUCACUGCAAGCGGUGGUGAAGUUGGUCGGUUAAAUACUGGUGGUGGGACUGAGAUUGGUCCUCUACGAUGUUGGCCGGGUGGUCUCUGUCUCUCAAGAUCAAUUGGAGAUCUGGAUGUUGGCGAAUACAUUGUUCCAGUUCCUUAUGUGAAGCAAGUCAAGUUGUCUUCUGCUGGUGGUCGACUUGUCAUCUCAAGUGAUGGUGUGUGGGAUGCAAUUAGUGCAGAAGAGGCUCUUGAUUGUUGCCGGGGCUUGCCACCUGAAGCUUCGGCCGAGCAUAUUGUUAAAGCAGCUGUGGGGAAGAAAGGUAUUCGAGAUGAUACAACAUGUAUUGUCGUUGAUAUAUUACCAUCAGAAAAACCAGCUGCUUCCUUACCGCCUCCCAAAAAGCAAGGAAAAGGAAUAAUAAAGUCCAUGUUCAAAAGAAAAUCUUCGGGCUCAUGUUCUAAUAUUGAGAAAGAGUAUCUAGAACCUGAUGAAGUUGAAGAACUGUUUGAAGAAGGCUCUGCUAUGCUUUCGGAGAGAUUAGACACAAAGUACCCGCUCUGCAAUAUGUUUAAGUUGUUCAUGUGUGCUGUGUGUCAAGUAGAAGUGAAACCUGGAGAAGGUGUUUCGAUCCAUGCUGGAACGGCUAAUUGCCCAAAGCUUCGUCCUUGGGAUGGUCCAUUCCUUUGCGCAAGUUGCCAAGAAAAGAAAGACGCUAUGGAAGGGAAACGAUCAUCAGGAGAUAGACAUAGUAGUGAGAGCGACUAGCCAACAGCAAUUACACAACAUGCAAUUUAUUUGGUCAAGCAACUAACAAAAACAGUAUUGUGAGUAUAUAUAAAGUGGUGUUAAUGGAUUGGACCUUGUUUCUCCUUUUAUUGUUAAGUGGCCAACUUCUUAACUUAAGUUAAGAAAGUCCCACAUUGCUCUCAUUUGUGUAAUAGGCGGCCAAUUCCAACCUAUAUAAGGAGAGCCUUUGUUUGCUUAUGAAUAAUAUAUAUCAUUCUUUCACAAACAAAA
Messenger RNA from Raphanus sativus (radish), 1752 nucleotides. Its product is annotated as probable protein phosphatase 2C 12. Gene Ontology annotation, biological process: protein dephosphorylation. The record is from RefSeq and is a predicted model, not a curated record. The coding region runs from base 214 to 1500 and encodes 428 amino acids. Gene Ontology annotation, molecular function: protein serine/threonine phosphatase activity. The transcript has 10 exons. Lineage: Eukaryota; Viridiplantae; Streptophyta; Magnoliopsida; Brassicales; Brassicaceae.